CAGAGUUAAGUCAUUGAGUAGUCACCGAAAGAAGAGAAAUAGUUCCAGAAAAAUGGCGCUGAGGGCAGCCGUUCUUCGCCAUCUUCGGGUUCCAGUCCAAUUCUCUGCCCUAGCUCGCCGGGAAUGCCAGCCGACGCCGUGUUCCGGUGGUUCUCUCCGGCUAUUUUCAUCCCAAGACGAUCGUUCUACAAAGGAGGAGGUCACUGAGAGAGUUCUCUCGGUUAUCAAGCGCCACCCGAAAGUCGACCCCUCCAAGGUGACCCCUGAUGUUCAUUUCCAGAAAGAUUUGGGUUUAGACAGCUUGGACACUGUGGAGAUUGUAAUGGCCUUGGAAGAGGAGUUCAAGCUAGAGAUACCAGACAAUGAGGCUGACAAAAUAGAUUCCUGCAAUCUUGCAAUUGAGUACGUAUGCAACCAUCCAAUGGCUAGUUGACGAAGUACUAACAUCUUUCUCUUUGUUUAUUUAUUUCUUUGGUGUUUUUGGAGUAUGUUACUCAGUGAAAGAAUUUUCAUCUCAACAUUGUUGUUUUAAAGUGAUGGAAAAUAAUUGUAACUGCUUGAAACAAAAUACAUUCUAUCUAGAAAGAUUUUCAGGGCC
Molecule: messenger RNA, 598 nt
Organism: Cucumis melo (muskmelon)
Lineage: Eukaryota; Viridiplantae; Streptophyta; Magnoliopsida; Cucurbitales; Cucurbitaceae
Product: acyl carrier protein 1, mitochondrial-like
Exons: 2
Coding region: 53-433 (126 amino acids)
Biological process (GO): fatty acid biosynthetic process
Cellular component (GO): mitochondrion
Molecular function (GO): acyl binding; acyl carrier activity
Source: RefSeq, a predicted model, not a curated record